UUAUUUUGAAAGCUUCCUAUCUAGCUAUUGUAGCUGUAUGCCAACAAGUCGUCAGUGCGAAUAGAAAUUUGGAUUAAUAACUUGAGUACUCGUACGUUUAAUAAAACGUAUACUAUGAGAAGGAUGAAGCAGUCGAAGGUGAGCGUUAUCCUGGUAAGCUUGUUUAUCCUCAUCUUAUUCUAUGACAAAAGUGCGGAUGCCACUGAGGACAUGAGGUACUAUGAAUCGAUUUCCGACCACCGCUUAUUGAGUCAUGCGAUGAAAGAAGUAAAGACCGCUGACCUCAAUACGUGCACUAACGAAUGCAGUCAGACCCCAGGAUGUAAAAGUUCAAACUAUAAAAUCACUGAUAGAGUUUGUGAGAUGAAUACAGCUGAACACGUGACAAAGCCUUUGUACUUGAUGAAAGAAGAAGGAUAUAUCUACUUCAGAAAUCCUAACCCAAAGGCUAAAGCUCGUAACAUUGAAGAAAUAGAAAACAGCAAGCCUUACUACAAGAACUGUGCCAAGGUGAAGGAGGAUCAGCCUACCGCAGCAAGUGGUUUAUACGAGAUUUUGGUCAAUGGAUCAAUAAAACAGAUUUAUUGCGACAUGGAAAAUUUUGAAGGAGGAUGGUCCCUUGCUGUUUCCAUUAGUGGAUCAGAUACCAACCAUUUGAUAAGAAACGAAAACAACUGCUUUAACAGCUCAUACUGUGUACCGCUGGCCACAGGAACUCUUGUUGCACGAAAGAUGAAAGAUACCGAUAUCCAUGCGUUGGCUUCACAUGAAGGAACGUUCCGUUUUGAUGUAACGAGCACUACGGCCACGAUCUACACAUUGUUUUACCGGCUGAGUCAAGGACCACAGAUGUUUGAUGCUGGUUGCGACGGUAUAAGUUGUGCAAGGCAAAUCAUCUCACAUGUCUACCCGUAUGUUUGGGAAUUCAACUGCAGGGGAAUCGAUUUUGGAUAUCAUGUUGCCGGUUCUUGCUACAAAGUGUUUGAUGGACACGACAAUAGCGAGUGUGGCAGUCCAUGGGAAUCAUCUCAAUAUCACGCCAACCAAAGAGUUCUAUAUGGCUUAUGCUCAACCACAGGAAUUUUCUCCGGACUGCAAGGGAACAUGUAUGUACGUUAAUUGGUCUCCAUCGAACGUUGGCUAGAUAUUUGCGUUUGGUUUAAAUCGUCUUUUCCUGUUCUUGCCACUUUAAUUAAUGYAUGAUAUUUGAAAUGAUAAUUUCGCGAUUGCAAUGAAUUAAUCGAUCGUCAUUCGAUUCCCAAAACAUCCAUUUCUCAAAAAAAAACUAAUUCAUUAAUUGCAUAAUCAAUACAAAAUAAAUACGUCGCUGUAGUUGGGCUUCUGUUUACAAGCAGGAAGGGUAGCCACAGCUCGGCUAGCUUUACAAGGAAAAAUAAUAUUCGAAGGGCAACCCCUUAUUGGUACGGUCAAGUUAUACGGAAAGGCUUGUUGGCAGCAAACAGCAUGGUAAAAAAACUCACAAGAUAGUUGGCGGCAAUUUUGACUUUAAGGUGACUGCCUACUUUUGGAAAUUGAUUUAAGCUUUUUUUAAAACUUCGAUUUUCCGAAUUGAAAUCUAAUGCUGAUUCCAAAUC
Messenger RNA from Actinia tenebrosa (Australian red waratah sea anemone), 1595 nucleotides. RefSeq lists its product as uncharacterized. The record is from RefSeq and is a predicted model, not a curated record. Lineage: Eukaryota; Metazoa; Cnidaria; Anthozoa; Actiniaria; Actiniidae. Gene Ontology annotation, molecular function: oligosaccharide binding.